AUGGCCAAGAGACGGCUCGUGCCAGCGCCCAGGCACUCCCCCGCCACGUGCUCGGGCCCCGCCUCCUUUCCCCCCCCAAACCCGGGCAGAGGGGCGGGGCCGGAGCUCCUUCCCCGCGCACGCGCACGAGAGAGAGAGAGAGAGAGAGAGGGGGCAGCCGUUGCCAUGGCGCCGCCGCGGGCCCGGGUCUCGCGCUGCGCGGCUUUCAGCGCUUCCCACCGGCUGCACAGCCCGUCGUUGAGCGAUGAAGAAAACCGGAAACUUUUUGGGAAAUGUAACAACCCCAACGGCCACGGCCACAACUACAAAGUGGAAGUGACUGUGCAAGGAGAGAUCAAUCCUCUUACAGGGAUGGUGAUCAACCUGACGGAUCUCAAAGCCUACAUGGAGGAAGCCAUAAUGGAACCACUCGAUCACAAGAAUCUGGAUAAAGACGUCCCCUAUUUUGCAGAAGUGGUCAGUACGACUGAAAACGUGGCUGUGUUCAUCUGGGACAAUCUCCAGAAGCACCUUCCUACCGGAGCCCUUCAUAAAGUCAAAGUAUACGAAACGGAGAAGAACGUGGUGGUUUACAAGGGGGAGGGGGGGCUUUCCAAGAAGUGAAGACGCUUGUGGCUGCCUUUGGGCUGUUAUUGUCGCCUAACAGCUCUUAACUCAGCCAGUCUGUUGACCGUCCGUCCGUCCACCCAUCCAACGCAUUGUUAGACUUGUGAGUGUCAAUGUUGAUCUCUUUGUUAAAGAAUCAUAGAAUAGAAUAGCAGAGUUGGAAGGGACCUUGGAGAUCUUCUAGUCCAAGAUGUAGACCCUACAUCUGGCGGGCUGGCGACCCCUCGGGGGAGGGCCUUCUCUGUAGCUGCUCCGGCUCUAUGGAACGAUCUACCCGUAGAGAUCC
Molecule: messenger RNA, 892 nt
Organism: Thamnophis elegans (Western terrestrial garter snake)
Lineage: Eukaryota; Metazoa; Chordata; Lepidosauria; Squamata; Natricidae
Gene: PTS
Product: 6-pyruvoyltetrahydropterin synthase
Exons: 7
Coding region: 1-603 (200 amino acids)
Biological process (GO): tetrahydrobiopterin biosynthetic process
Cellular component (GO): mitochondrion
Molecular function (GO): 6-pyruvoyltetrahydropterin synthase activity
Source: RefSeq, a predicted model, not a curated record